CCUUGAGUGGGCUCACAUUCAUGACAACGGCGAUCAUCUCCACCGUCUGGGCUUACCGAAGCUAUGUACCUCCCCCAGAGCUGUCCCCAGCAGAGCCGCCUUCGUUACUCCCAUAUUUCGCAUCCCUAUGCCUCACCAUUUCGCUCGGCUUCUGGGUCGGAUAUUUAUUGUUCAUCCUAUAUGAUGGAGCCGGCGGGCCAAGAAUGCAACGAAAAGUCGUCAUCGGGGCAUCCACCGUGGGGAAGUUGGUUCUAGCGGGGGCUCAUAUAGGGGUUUGGCUGGGGUACAAAUAUCUGCUCACCGGCUCGAAGCAGCCCAGCUGGGCACUAAUGUUUCUAGCAACACAGGCUUGGUGGGAUGUUCUGCUGUUGGUGGUUUAUUCAUGUCUCAGAGCCCCGGUGGAACCACGUGUACGAUGGUGAGGUGGAUGUCGCUGUUUCAUCGUCCUGGCUGCUAUUAAGAAUGUUUCCUGAUUUCUCCUUCAACGGCGAGUAUGUUAAACCAUUUUCAGGCGGUCGUAGUUCAAUGGUGCGUUCUCCCCAGACAGUGAAUGGUUAUGACACAGGUUGUUCGGCUGCAGGACCCUCUAGAAUACACGAUAACCUUUCCAUGCUAGCUUGAUAUUGAGUAAUUACGGAU
This is a messenger RNA of Aspergillus eucalypticola CBS 122712, 639 nucleotides long. RefSeq lists its product as uncharacterized. The coding region runs from base 21 to 422 and encodes 133 amino acids. The transcript is spliced from 2 exons. NCBI's taxonomy places the organism in Eukaryota, Fungi, Ascomycota, Eurotiomycetes, Eurotiales, Aspergillaceae. The record is from RefSeq and is a predicted model, not a curated record.